Drosophila serrata is the source of this 952-nucleotide messenger RNA. Its product is annotated as trichohyalin-like. NCBI's taxonomy places the organism in Eukaryota, Metazoa, Arthropoda, Insecta, Diptera, Drosophilidae. The record is from RefSeq and is a predicted model, not a curated record.
CGGCUGAGCUCAUUUUGAAAUGCCAAAAAGAUCAAGAUAUCAACUUUCUAGAAAUAGUACCCAGGCCAGGGCAUCAAAAAUACGUCGAAAUGAAGAAUCUUCAUCAGAAACUGAAAAUCGUCUUUCAAUUCAUAGACAAUAUGUGGCACAAUCGCGUGCUAGAGAGUCGAGUACCGAGCGUUCGCAAAGGCUCGCUGAACAAAAUAUGAGAACCGCUCAAAUACGAGCGAGAGAAUCCAGUUUGCAGCGUUCUCAACGGCUCGCUGAACAAAAUGUGAGGACUUCUCGAGUCCGCGAGCGAGAGUCAAGUCUUGAGCGUUUACAGCGUAUAGCUCAACAAAAUUUGAGAACCUCGCAGGUACGCGCGCAAGAGUCAAGUAAUCAGCGUUUGCAGCGGGUUGAAGAACAAAAUAUCAGAAAUAUUCAAUCUCGCAAUAGGGAAUCAAGCUCUGAGCGUUUCCAACGCCUUCAAGAUAAUAGAGAACGACAAAAGACGUUAAGAGCGAGAAGUCGCAAUCAAGCUUCAGCCCACAGUAAAAGAUCGGCUUUUAGAUACGAUCCACAGAUUGAUUAUGCUCAUCAGUCUUCAAUACAAAUCGGCGAUAUGAAUAAGAUAUGCCCUAAGUGUUCAGCAAAAAAAUGGGUCGAUGAAACAAAUGGAAUGUGCUGUGCUUCUGGAAAAGUUAGUCUCCCAAGUAUUCAGGAACCACCACAGCCAAUAAAAAAUCUUUUGAAAAAUAAUCAUUCGCUAUCUAGACAUUUCAUAACCAACAUCCAGGGACAAGUAUAUCAUCUUAUUGGUAGCCUUUUACCACCACCAGGCCAAAAUCCACAAUACUUGCAGGUAUAUUUCAUUUCAGAAGCAGAUCAGCUAUCAUUGAGGUCAAACAUAGCUCCAACGCUGAAAAUAAAUUUAAUUAACGAACUACAGACUACUAUCCGUCAAUCUUGA